AUGUCUGGUGUCAUCUCUCAAAAGAUUGCACGCACUUGUGACUCUUGCAAGGUCCGCAAAGUCCGCUGCAUCAGGUCUAAGGGUGAGAAUUCAGCACCAUGUGAUAACUGCACGGCCCGAAAUAUACUAUGCCACUUCAGCUACUUGAAGCAGCCCCGGAAACGAAAACUAGAUCCUGAUGCUGGAUUAAAUGGGGAGCCUCACAGGCCAUCUAUAUUACCAAAAAUAAAUGAGGCACCUUCGAUAAGACUCUCGCAAACGCCCUGCGAGCCUGCGGCAUCCCAACUGGGAACGAGCCUGCCCUCAAUCUCAAAUCCAAAUAAUGGUCAAGAUCAGCCUUUACCCCAGCUUUAUAUUGAUCUCCUUCUGUCGGAUCGUCGGGCACCUGCGGCUCAUGGGAAUGAUACGUCUUCGACCAAGCUUACGGAAAUGUUUGGGCACAGCUCAAACGUAUCCUUGUUCUCCAAUAGCAGAAUCCGGUCAUUGAAUAGUCGGCUCGGACAUACAAAGUUGAAUCAACUGAUGCAACUAAUUGACUCAGUUCUAAGCUCUAGGCUGAACAAAAGUCCCAGUCAAAUGACUCAACUGUACAAUUUGCGGCAACGAAACAAGGCUCCGCCAGCUAUACCAUGCACUCUUACAGCUUCUUAUAUCCGAUCAUUUUUUGAGCAGGUCCAUCCGGUAUAUCCCUUCCUCGAUCGACGACUCUUCGAGAAGAGAGCGCUUGAGCCAUCAUCACAAUCGUUGGCCAGGGUAGAUGAAGUUUGGUUGGCAUUGUAUUAUACCGUUCUAGCCAUUGGCUGUCAAUACAAUGACGGUGGAAGUUUCGACCGUGCCUGUGGGCCGGCGUGGAAGCUCUUUGAAAUGGGACUGUCAUAUUUUCCGGACAUUAUAAUGAUGAAAGGGUCAUUGGUCGCGGUGCAGGGAUUGACUGCAAUGGCUAUAUUUUCGGCGAAUAUAUCUGCAUACCAAUUCGAAUCGCUACUGGUUGUGGAAGCGGCUAAAAUGUGUCAGAGUUUGGGUUAUAAUAAAACUACAAGUAAUAUCCCAAAUGCUAAUGAGAAUGAACGGCGCCGUACCUUUUGGGUGGUUUACUGUCUUGAAAAGACAUCUUGCUUUAUCACAGGGAGGACUUCAAUCAUCAUGGACUCGGAUAUCGGCUGCCCAAUUCCGUAUGUUCCUGAAUCGACAUUUGGAGAUUAUGACUGGUUUCUCUCGCUGGCUCGAUAUUCUCGAUUGGUGUCUCGAAUCUGCAGUAGCUUGUUCAGCGUCAGUUCUGGAGAGAAUACAACAGGCAGCACCUAUCACGGUUCAAUUCAUCAAUUGAUCAAUGAGCUGGAGGCCUGGAAACUGUCAAUCCCAGAAAAAUAUCGGCCCGGCGAGCGGUUUUCUGGGCGUGGUCUGCCGGGAACAUUGGAAAUAUCCAUUGCUGUCAAUACGCAGUAUCUGUAUUUCAAUGCGCUCCUCACGCUUCUACGGAUUUCACUAUACGCUGGAGCCGGCAAUGUGGCUCCGGCUCCGGACCAGCAAGAGACCAAGAAGAAGUUGAUGAGGACGGCAUGUUUAAUAUUGGAUCUGACAAAGUACAUCGAAGUAGAGGCUUAUACUUCUCUAUGGGUUCUAGCUUUGAUGCCCAUGUCCGCUUUAUUUAUCCUCUUCGAUCUUGUCGUCCACAAUCCAACACACCCUGAGACUAAUAACAAUUUGGCGCUCCUGGAUGUUGCGAGUGGUCAUUUUGGUCGUCUCGAGUACAUCAGUGGCGGCAUUCUACCGGGCUCACUGGUGUCUGAAUUUGCCCAUAUCGCACGGGAGUAUGUGCGUGAUGUGCAACGAGGAGUUAUCAAUCGAAAUGAUAAUAGCACACAGAGCAAUAACAUGACUGCCUCAUCAUCUGUUCCGUUGGACAAUACCAACGCAGUAAUGUUGAAUGAACACUCAUCCGAACCGAACAUGCCUCCGAUAUCAUCAUCAUCAUCAUCAUCAUCAUCAUCCCAAGGUCAAAACCCCUCAUCUCCUAGUCACCGACCGGGUGUUUCUCGGUCCAAAACCACGGCCAAAUUUCAACCGUCAAUGUCUCUCGGCCGAUCUCCAGAGCAACAAAAACAGCGGUUGCAAGCUCAACAGGCACCAGUAACUUGUCCAGCGACACAGAGCCCGUUGGCCACGCAGCAUGAGCCAGUUCGCACUGAUCUCAGCACGGAAUCGAUAUUUUUUCCUCUUGUGGACGACCCAACCUAUCUGUUGUCCGGGAACGAAGAGGAAAUGCAGCAACUGUUCGGUAUUGAUGUGAUGGAUCUUUUUGAUUUUACAAACACAUCGGCUGGUGGAUUUGAUAGGCCAUGUAUCGGAUAG
Molecule: messenger RNA, 2352 nt
Organism: Talaromyces rugulosus
Lineage: Eukaryota; Fungi; Ascomycota; Eurotiomycetes; Eurotiales; Trichocomaceae
Exons: 10
Coding region: 1-2352 (783 amino acids)
Biological process (GO): regulation of DNA-templated transcription; DNA-templated transcription
Molecular function (GO): DNA binding; zinc ion binding; DNA-binding transcription factor activity, RNA polymerase II-specific
Source: RefSeq, a predicted model, not a curated record